AUGAAGGGCUUGAGACCGAACCGGACCUCGCUGGGACCUUCGUGUGUCGGGGUGGGGAACAUGCUGGCCUGGGCCAUGCUGAUUUUCCUGCCACGCUUGUCCUGUGAUCCAGGAUCAGUCUCUGACUCUUCCUAUGAAAAAGCCAUUCCCAGGAAUCUGACAGUUCGUGACAGGGAAGACUCGGGGGAAGUGGCGUCCUACGAGCUAGUCAUGCAUGGCCAGAGGCAGCGCAUGCACCUGGAGGUGCAGAGAGACUAUUUUGCGAGUGACUUCCCAGUCUUUUCCUACCACGGCGGCAUUCUGAGGCAUGAACAGCCUUUCACCCCACACGACUGUCACUAUGAAGGCCACUUGGAAGGAGUACUGGGUUCUUUCGUUUCCGUCAGCACCUGCGCUGGCCUCAGAGGCAUCCUGAUUAAGGACGAACAGUACUACGGCAUCGAGCCCGCAGACCCUUCCGAAGGGCUGGAACACGUGCUGUACCCCACGGUCCAGCAAAGCCAAACCUCGUGUAGCAGCGUUGCCCACACUAACCACCGCCAGGAGGAGCCUGGUGGCCCGCGACAGGACAGCAGGAAGCCCAGCAGAGUCCAGGCACAGUCCUCCUUGUGGUCCCGCACCAAGUACGUGGAGAUGUUUGUUGUGGUCAGCCACCAGCGGUUCCAGAUGUGGGACAGUGACAUCCGUGAGACAGUGCAGAAGGUAAUGGACAUCAUUGCCCUGGCCAACAGCUACACGAGGGGAAUAAACACCGAGGUGGUGCUGGCCGGGGUGGAGAUUUGGACCGAGGGCGACCCCAUCGAGAUCCGGGCAGACCUGCAGGAAACCCUCCGGAACUUCAACAGCUGGAGACGAGCGCAGCUCUCCCACCGAGCGCCACAUGACGUGGCCCACCUGAUCGUCGGGCACGGCGCUGCAGAGGACUCGGGCCAGGCAUUCUUCAGUGGAGCCUGUUCAAGUGAGUUCGCGGCUGCCGUCGAAUCCUUCCCCCACGAAGAUGUGCUCCUGUUCGUGGCGCUCCUGGUCCACGAGCUCGGGCACAACUUGGGCAUCGGGCACGACCGUGCUGCCUGCGUUUGUAAGAGUCAACACUCUUGCCUCAUGCACAAGAAUAUCAGUCAAGAAACUGGCUUCAGCAACUGUAGCUCCGACGACUACUACCGCUUCCUCCAGGCGCACGGGGAGUCGUGCCUGUUCAACAAGCCUCCGAGUCCGAGCCGCCAGCGCCGGCAGGCCCUGUGUGGGAACGGGAAGCAGGAAGGCCACGAGGAGUGCGACUGCGGUGACCAGUGCGCCAGUAGCAGGUGCUGCACCAGCAGCUGUAAGCUGAAGGGCCAGGUGGAGUGCGGAGGCGGGGACUGCUGCAGCGAGGACUGUAAGGUCCAACCCAAGGGCUACGUAUGCCGGGCUGAUGUUCUGGACUGCGACCUCCCCGAGUACUGCGACGGGGUCAGCUCGGAGUGCCCCCAAGACCUCCACAAGGUGGAUGGGUCCAAGUGCGAAGAGAUGUACAUGUGCUCUGACGGCAAGUGCAAGAGCCACAAUUCGCAGUGCAAGGCGCUGUUUGGAGAUUCUGCGACCUCGGCCUCAGAGAGCUGUUACAUAAGAGUGAACAAGCAGGGGAACAGGUUUGGAAACUGCGGCCGUGCCAGCUCCGUGGACAUGACAUACACGAAGUGUUCAAGGGAAAAUAUGUAUUGUGGGAAAAUCGUAUGUACAAAUGUUGACGUGUUGCCAAACAUCGAGGAGUAUUAUACAGUGAGUAGCUUCUGGCAUGAUGGCAGCUACUGCUGGACCAUGGACGCCUAUCGCACUGAUGACAUCCCUGACCGUGGGGACAUAGAUGAUGAGACUGGCUGCCACCCAGAGAAAGCCUGUCAGGAAAGCACCUGUGCUGACUUCGUUCCCAAUCUCUCCUGCAGAGUCGAGCAGUGUAACCUGCAUGGGGUCUGUAACAAUUUGAAUAAGUGUCAUUGCUUCGCAGGCUUUGCCCCUCCAACCUGCGCUCAGAGAGGUGCUGGGGGCAGUGAGGACGGUGGCUCCCCCGUCGAACCAGACGCCUCAAAUCCAAAGAAAGAUAAGGGCUCAUCCACAGGUGACAAAGGGCUGAGCAUGGCAGUCCUCAGCGCCCUUCUCUUUUUGCUUCUACUAACGUUAAUCAUAAUUAUCAGUGCCAUCAUAUUUAGCAAAAAGCGAGAACCUCCUCCUCCAACAUCGCAAGAAGCCGAAGAGCUCACAGAGGAGACCCCAGAGUCUGAAGAGCCAGAGGAAGAAGAGCGCGGGGUGGAACAGGAAGAGGGAAAGGAAGAGAAUUAA
Sorex araneus (European shrew) is the source of this 2316-nucleotide messenger RNA. RefSeq names its product disintegrin and metalloproteinase domain-containing protein 1b-like. The transcript has a single exon. The coding region runs from base 1 to 2316 and encodes 771 amino acids. Lineage: Eukaryota; Metazoa; Chordata; Mammalia; Eulipotyphla; Soricidae. The record is from RefSeq and is a predicted model, not a curated record. Gene Ontology annotation, molecular function: metalloendopeptidase activity. Gene Ontology annotation, cellular component: plasma membrane; sperm head plasma membrane; external side of plasma membrane. Gene Ontology annotation, biological process: proteolysis; male gonad development; binding of sperm to zona pellucida.